Molecule: messenger RNA, 807 nt
Organism: Haemonchus placei
Lineage: Eukaryota; Metazoa; Nematoda; Chromadorea; Rhabditida; Trichostrongylidae
Source: the annotation of a GenBank genome assembly
GUAAUAUUUGUCAUCGGCUGCACUGGAUCUGGUAAAAGUGAUUUGGGUGUGGCGAUAGCGAAGAAAUACAAUGGAGAAAUUAUAAGCGCUGACUCGAUGCAAAUCUAUAAAGGACUAGACAUUGCUACAAACAAGAUAACCAAAGAAGAGGCAGCUGGUAUCCCUCACCAUCUUAUGAGUUUUGUUGACGCUGCAACGGCUCGGUACAACAUUCAUCAGUUCCGUGCGGAAGGUUUGAAGGUUAUCGAGGAAAUCAAAUCACGGGGUCGCAUACCUGUUGUGGUCGGCGGUACGGCGUAUUACGUAGAAAGCCUGUUAUUCGAGGAAAAUAUAAUUGAAACACCAGGUAGUUAUAAAAAUGUUAUGGGCAACAUUUCGAGUCUUUUGCAUCUCCAGUUCACCUUAAGAGUGGAAAAGAUGAAACAAAUGGGUUUAAGAAAGGAGUUGGAGGACUAUUACGACGAGCUCAUCAAUAGAGAUCACUUUGGAGUUUUGCAGUGCAUAGGAUUGAAGGAAUUCAUUCCUUAUUUGGAAUUGCCAAAAGAAGAGAGGUCAUCUUCAAAAGGCGACAUGCUUUUUGAGAAAGGAUGUGACGAUGUCAAACUUCACACACGGCAAUAUGCACGAAGACAGCGCAAUUGGGUGAAUUCAAGAUUCGUUCGACGGCAAGAAGCCAGAGAGGUGCCUUCUUUGAAAAAACUGGACACUUCCAAUAAAGACACAUUUCUCGCCAGCGGUCUGAACAUAGUGGAACAGUGGAUGAGCGGUUGUGAUUUCAAAGAAGAAGUAAGUGGCUUUUACAAGUAG